UAGUACUCGAUUCCCAACCAUUUUCUGGAAUAAUUUAUUCCGAAUAAGUGUAACAUGUUACGGCUGUUGCAGUUACAAGAUGUUGCAAUGUCGUUAUUUGUUAUUUCCACUUAAAACAGCCAAGCUAGAUUACGGGACAAAUUUUUGGUUGAUCACGAUGAAUAAUUUAUGAUACUGCCUGGCAAUAGCCGAGUUAUUGUUUGGAAAAUUUUGUUUUCUAUUUGUGUUCGUGGCAGAAUAAAAAAUGACUAUUACAUAAGUUGUCGACAUCUGUUGUGAAAGAGAUAACUUGUAGUACAUAGAAAGCUAGUAGAAUCAAAUUUUAAAAAGAAAAAUUUAAUAUCUAAUACUUAGGUGCAAGAUGGCAGCGCCAAGUUCUGUCGGACAGGAAACUUUGACAGUUGGAAUCUUCAGUUUUCGAUUGAAAUAUCUGGCAUUGAGUGUUUUAACACUGCAAACUUCAACAAUGGUUUUAGUUCUACGAUAUUCAAGAAACACUGCGAUAAAUAAUGAAACACCGUACUUAUCUUCGACAGCUGUUUUUUUAUCUGAAGUCUUGAAACUCGUCAUUUGCUUUUUCAUCCUGUUUAAAAAAGCGAAUUUCGAACUGAAGAAAUUCUGUAACGAACUAAAUGUCAAUAUAAUUUUAUCUCCAUGGAACACUUUAAAGAUGUCUGUUCCAGCUUUAUUAUAUACAAUUCAAAAUAAUUUAUUAUAUCUUGCAUUGUCAAACUUGGAUGCUGCUACAUAUCAGGUAACAUAUCAAUUGAAGAUUUUAACAACAGCUUUAUUCAGUGUUAUUAUGUUGGGAAAGAAACUUACAACUUUAAAAUGGCUAUCUUUAGUUAUUUUAAUGUUUGGAGUCUCUUUAGUACAGUGGCGAAGUGAUGGUAUUUAUCAUGAAGAGCAAAAUCUUUCCAAAUCUGUUAUUGGUCUGAUUGCCGUACUUUGUGCAUGUUUUUCUAGUGGCUUUGCUGGAGUUUAUUUUGAGAAAGUUUUGAAAACAUCUCAACUAUCUUUAUGGAUGAGAAAUGUUCAACUAGCAAUAUUUGGUUCUAUUCUUGGUCUUGCUGCUGUAUUUAGCAAUGAUGGAUCUGCAGUUUGGAAAAAUGGUUUCUUUCAAGGUUAUAAUAAACAUACAUGGAUUGUUAUAUGUUUACAGGCGUUCAAUGGUUUAGUUGUUGCCAUUGUAGUUAAAUACGCAGACAAUAUUUUAAAAGGUUUUUCAACGUCAUUAUCUAUCAUUAUAUCGUCUAUAAUAUCAUGGUAUUUUCUCGAAGAUUUUGAAGUCUCCAAACAAUUUUUAGCUGGAACUUCCGCGGUCCUACUUUCAACUUAUUUGUACUCCAAACCUGAGAAAUCUCUGUCAUAUAAGUCUGAAAAAGUUGAAACAGAAAGGAAAGUAAGAAAUGUUUAAUACUAAAAAGAACAUUUAUUAAAAGUCUUAGUUAUUGUCUGAUAAAUUAAUUAUGAAUGGGCAAAACAUUUCCAUGCAAAAGCAUAUGGUAGUUUUUUAGCUACGCAUUUACAGCAAAAAUAUUUACUUACCUAUGUAUUACUAUUGUUACAGUCUAACUGGAUCUUAGAGUAUUUCAACGUAUUUGUCAAUAAUUAUUUCCAUUUAACUUUUAGCAUAUGUAUUAACAUUCUGUGCUCUCAAAAAGAAACUUCUCUGGACGCAACUAGCAAGAUUUCUGUGUACACUAUAACUUAUGAUGUAAUGUUUAUAUGGCUGUUAUACAGAUAAACAAGUUUUAAUUGAAUAUUGCUGAUGCGAUAAAAUGUAAACUUGGAAUAAUAACAGUGAAAGCAUUGUUUGAGAGGGCUAUAAAAUCUUGACGCUACGUCUUGUGAAAAUGCUACUAUUUUCGCUAAGAACAAGGUACUGGCAUUUGGAGUCUGGUACCUAAAAUAUGACGUGUUCCUGACAGAAUUACAAUCCUAUCCAUCUAUGGCACUAUUUUUCUUACUCUAAAUUGAAAACAUGCCCGAAUGAAGCAUGGUAUAUGGUUGCAGUAGCAUUAGAAUAAUUCGGUAAAAUGUGGCCAUGUUAUUAACAUGUGUUGUCCGGAAUUUACGUCAAAGUUCUCACGCGGUCGUUUACCAAAGAUGUGCUGUGUUACACAAGGCAUAGCGUCACGAUUUUUCACCUAAUUCACAAAAUUCUUUCACGAAUUUUAUCCUAUGUCUAUAGCUUAUCAAAUUCGUUCAAGAAAAAUGUUGAGGCUAGGUGCACUUUAAAAUAAAAUUUAUGGAUUGCAUCAUAUAAAAAAA
Xenia sp. Carnegie-2017 is the source of this 2274-nucleotide messenger RNA. RefSeq names its product UDP-N-acetylglucosamine transporter-like. The record is from RefSeq and is a predicted model, not a curated record. Gene Ontology annotation, molecular function: UDP-galactose transmembrane transporter activity. The transcript is spliced from 7 exons. Gene Ontology annotation, biological process: pyrimidine nucleotide-sugar transmembrane transport. The coding region runs from base 362 to 1417 and encodes 351 amino acids. NCBI's taxonomy places the organism in Eukaryota, Metazoa, Cnidaria, Anthozoa, Malacalcyonacea, Xeniidae. Gene Ontology annotation, cellular component: Golgi membrane.